CAGCUGAUCUGACCUGGCAACAACAUUCACCAACAUCUACCGGGGAGGGGAAUCAUUUUACAAGCUGUUGUGGAAAAACAGUAAUCUUAAAAUCACCCGGCUUUUAAAUCUGUGUUUGUCAAAUAGUUGUUGUCGUGUGCGAUAUUUCGGGGAAUCUGGCAGUUUGUUUGAUGAAAAUUGUGGUGUGAAUCUUGCUCGAAAUCACCUUGUUUUGUUCGGUCAAGGCUGUUUUGAUCAGUCUGUUGUCGUUGUGUGAACAUUCUCUAAAAACAGUCUGUAUGAUACCAGACAACGAGCAGUUCAGCUAUACAAGUCAUUUUUCUAUCCCCAGUGUUUGUUGUAUUUAAAAUUUGGGGAGAUUUUGCAGACACGUAACGUUAUGCUAAUCUUGGCUAUCUUGAGUAACAAAAGCCCAGGACGAUUUCAGCCUUCGUUUGUAGCUGUUAGUGUGUAUGUCUGCCAAUACUUUCAUUUCGAGCGUUUUUAGGUGUUCUCGUGUUUGACGGCUUGAUCACUUUUAAUUUCGCCAACAAGCUAGAAAAGUCUGACCUAGUGCCAGUUCUAUACGGAUGUCAACCGAUCUAUUUAUAGUUCAUAUUGAAUAUUUGAUUUUAAGCCAGUGUCUUAAUUUGACACAUCACAGUUUGAAUUCCAAUGAAAUUCAAAGCAUGACGAUAUUGUGUUCGACAUCGCAAGGGCAAUAAUCCGAUAUGUUAAUAUCGAUUCGAGCCUAAACCGGUUUAUAUAUCGUCUCGUUAGUUAUACAUUUGGGUUGGCCUCUGCUGUAACGUUAGUUGAUUACAUUUUCAGAAGAAGAGUCAUAUCGCAUCCCGACCGGUCAAUACAUUUACCGUUAAAGAGGCGUUAAUACUUAAAUAUAAGAUUUAUAAACAUCUAGAAUGAGCGGCAAAGGCUCAUCGGUGGAAAAGGGGUUGAACGGCGUUUUGGUUUGUCAGGAGAGUUACGCCUGCGGCGGGUCCGACGAAGCCGCCUUCGAGUGCGACGAAUGCGGCAGCCUGCAGUGCACCCGCUGCGAGCUGGAGCUCCACCGCCAGGACCGCAUGAGGAACCACGACCGAAUCCGCAUCUCACCCGGCCAUGUACCGUACUGCGAUUCGUGUAAAGGGGACGGGGUGAACGGGGGUCGCCUGAGAGCAGUGGUCCGUUGUCAGGGAUGUAAAAUUAAUCUGUGUUUGGACUGUCAGAAACGAACGCACAGCGGGGUUAGUAAAAAGAAGCAUCCGAUCGCUGCCUAUCCUCCACCCAAACCCGCUGAAGAGAACCCCAGCACUGGAGAUGAGCAGCUGGAUGCUUUAAAAGCUUCCUUAGAAAAAGUCGUCAGCUUCCUUUUAGUGGAUGAAAAAGAAGACAUGCAGUUGACGGAUGAGCAUGAAUUCGUGAGGAAAUUAGGCUGCAGUCCCGACGAGCUCCUCAAGGUGGUGUCCAUUUUCGGCAACACCGGAGAGGGCAAAUCCCACACCCUCAAUCACACUUUCUUUUUGGGUCGUGAAGUCUUCAAAACGUCCCCAACUCAGGAAUCCUGCACUGUUGGGGUGUGGGCUGCACUUGACCCUAUUCAUAAGGUGGUGGUUGUUGACACAGAGGGACUCCUGGGGGCAGGAACCCAUCAGGGACAGAGGACCCGCCUCCUGUUAAAAGUGCUCGCCGUGUCCGAUGUGGUCAUCUAUCGGACGCAUGCUGACCGGCUGCACGAUGACCUUUUUAAGUUUCUUGGGGAUGCGUCCGAUGCGUAUCUAAAGCAUUUUACGAAGGAGCUAAAAGCCACCACUGCACGCUGCGGUUUGGACGUGCCCCUUUCCACUCUUGGUCCCGCUGUCAUCAUCUUCCAUGAGACGGUCCACACCAAGUUAUUAGGUUCAGACAAGCCAUUAGAAUCAGCAGAGCGGCUUCUUCAGGAACGUUUUAGAAAGCUUGGCCUCUUUCCUGAAGCAUUCAGUUCAAUUCAGUACCGGGGAACUCGUACCCACAAUCCACCCACUGACUUCAGCGGACUGCUGCGGAGCUUGGAGCUGCAGUUAGACAACAACACUACAAGAUCACCACGAACCGCUGGUGUCAUCUUCAAGGCCCUACAGGCUUUAAGUGAAUGCUUCAGUGGAGAUAUUCCUGAUGAACAUCUGGCAAGCAACUCGUUCUUUCCAGAUGAGUAUUUUACCUGUUCCAGCAUCUGCCUCAGUUGUGGCUCAGGCUGCAAAAACAGCAUGAAUCAUCUACGGGAGGUUGUUACGCACGAAGCUAAACACCGCUGCCGCUACACCGCCCACUACGAUAAUCGCAUCUACACAUGCAAGGCUUGUUACGAAAGUGGCAAGGAGGUAAUUGUGGUUCCAAAGACAACAGCGUCCUCUGAUUCGCCUUGGUUCGGUCUGGCGAUUUAUGCCUGGUCUGGAUAUGUGAUUGAGUGUCCAAACUGCUCAGUGAUCUAUAGAAGUAGGCAAUACUGGUAUGGAAACCAGGACCCUGUUGAUACAGUGGUCCGGACUGAGAUCCAGCACGUCUGGCCUGGGUCCGACGGGUUCCUGAAGGACAACAACAAAGCCGCACAGAGACUUCUGGAUGGAGUGAACUAUAUGGCUCAGUCUGUUUCGGAACUAAGUGUCAAGCCUGCCAAAGCUGUCACUGCCUGGUUGACAGACCAGAUUGCCCCUGCUUACUGGAAGCCCAAUUCUCUCAUCCUUAGAUGUUACAAAUGUGGAGAGUCAUUCCAGGAUAAUGACACAAAGCACCAUUGCCGGGCCUGUGGAGAAGGUUUCUGUGAUUCUUGCUCUUCUAAAACACGGCCGGUCCCUGAGAGAGGCUGGGGACUGGCACCUGUGCGGGUCUGUGAUGCCUGCUUUCAAAACAGAGGGAUCCCUGAAGAACUACUUGACGCAGCUCUGGAAGAAGAAGGUGGUGGGACUCUUAUCGCCAGGAAAGUGGGAGAAGCUGUUCAGAACACAUUAGGAGCCGUAGUGACAGCCAUAGACAUCCCUCUUGGCCUGGUAAAAGACGCAGCCCGUCCAGCUUAUUGGGUACCUGAUCAAGACAUCCGCUGCUGCUUCCAGUGCCAACGCGAGUUUAACAUACGUCUUUCUAUUCAUCACUGCCGUGCAUGUGGACAAGGAGUAUGUAACGACUGUUCCCCUGAUCGUCGGGCCGUGCCCUCCAGGGGUUGGGACCAUCCAGUGCGGGUGUGCAUCACCUGUAACCAAAAACCUGGAGAUCUCUAGCAGAAC
Triplophysa rosa is the source of this 3236-nucleotide messenger RNA. It is a transcript of the gene zfyve1, whose product is annotated as zinc finger, FYVE domain containing 1. Lineage: Eukaryota; Metazoa; Chordata; Actinopteri; Cypriniformes; Nemacheilidae. The transcript has 11 exons. The record is from RefSeq and is a predicted model, not a curated record. Gene Ontology annotation, molecular function: zinc ion binding. The coding region runs from base 900 to 3230 and encodes 776 amino acids.